Messenger RNA from Colletotrichum gloeosporioides, 1983 nucleotides. RefSeq lists its product as uncharacterized. NCBI's taxonomy places the organism in Eukaryota, Fungi, Ascomycota, Sordariomycetes, Glomerellales, Glomerellaceae. The transcript is spliced from 4 exons. The record is from RefSeq and is a predicted model, not a curated record. Bases 1 to 1983 code for a protein of 660 amino acids.
AUGGAAGAGCCCAAAACCGGCCUCGUGCUGGGCUACAACGGCGCCCACCCCUUCUCCAAAGUGAGACUCUCCGACAGAGCGUCGGUGCAAGAGCUCCUCCGGACUCUCCUCGACCCGCUUGAGCCCUUCUUCUCCCCGCAAAAGGCCCGCGUCAAGUGUCCCGGCGGAACGGCCGUCAGGUUCGACCAGGCCGCUGCCGAAGUUGAGGGUAUCUGUCGCCCACUAUGGGGUCUCGCAUGUCUCCUGGCUGGCGGAGGCGACUAUCGUGGCACCGAGUGGUGGAUUCAGGGUAUCAAGUCUGGAACUGACCCAGAGAACCCUGAGUACUGGGGGUACCCGAGAGACAAUGAUCAGCGCAUGGUUGAAAUGUGCCCUUUUGGCUUCUCACUUGCAGUCGCACCCGUCAUAUGGGAUAGUCUCUCCGAAAAGGAACGGGGCAACGUAGAGAAUUGGCUCGGAAACUCGAUCAACGAGAAAAACAUGCCAAACACCAAUUGGCUCUGGUUCCGCGUCUUCGCCAAUCUAGGCCUCAAGAAGAACGGCGGAAAGUUCUCCCAAGAACGUCUCGACGCCGACAUUGAGCAUCUCAACACAUUCUACCGAGGCGGCGGCUGGUCCAACGAUGGCCCCGAGGGCAUUCACAUGAUGGACUACUACUCCUCCAGCUUCGCCAUCCAGUUUCUCCAGCUCUUAUACGCGAGGCUCGCCGGCGAGGACGAGCCCGAGCGAGCUGCCGAGUUCCGACGGCGGGCACAGCAGGUUGCGCUGGACCUCGUGCACUACUUUGACGAGGAGGGCCGCGCAAUUCCCUUCGGUCGCAGUGUAGGAUACCGUUUUGCCAUGGUGUCGUUCUGGGGCGCACUCGCUUAUGCCGGUGUCGAGCUGCCUGCGCCCUUGACUUGGGGUAUGGUGAAGGGCAUCGUGAUGCGGCAUUUGAGGUGGUGGCAGACACAGCACAACAUGUGGACGCCAAGCGGAACACUGUCCAUUGGCUAUUCGUACCCGAAUAUGUACAUGGCAGAGAACUACAACAGUCCCGGAAGCCCGUACUGGGCCUGCCUCGCCUUCAUCUGCCUAGCCGUCCCCGAAGACCACCCUUUCUGGACCUCUGAAGAGGAACAGGCAUGGCCGGUUAUCCCCAAGAUUAAGCCCCUCGAGCAGCCCGGCCAUAUCAUGAGCAACAUUGGUGGACACUGCAUGCUGCUUUCCUCCGGUCAAGCCUGCAGCUACCCCAUGAAGGGCACACACUCGAAGUACGGCGGCUUCGCGUACUCCAGUUCAUACGCAUACUCCGUUCCGCCAGGUCUCUUCUCGCUGGAGCAGUAUGCCUUGGCCUCGCAGCUGGGGUUGUCAGACGACGGGGGUGAAUACUGGAAAACCCGACGACGCUCAGAGUAUGCCGGCAUCGAAACCAGAGAUGACAAGCCGGUACUCGUAUCCGCCUGGAAGCCUUUCCCCGAUGUUGAAAUCAAGAGUAUACUCGUUCCUCCGGAAGAAGCGACUCCGAACUGGCAUCUCCGCAUCCAUCAUAUCAAGGCCGGCCGCGACGUCAUGACAGCCGAUGGCUCCUUUGCCAUCUGUAACGAGAACUCGACAAACGGGCGUUACCUCGAUCUCUACGAUGCGAAGACUUACGAGGGAACAUCUCCCAAAAUCAUUGGAAAUUACGAUACGAACACACCAGAAGGCCUGGCCAAGGGCAGUGACGGCUCGUUUGCAGUGUCCAAGGGCGCUGUUGGCAUUAAAUCUCUAGAGAGCUCUAUCGAGCGGACAGCUAACCUCGUCAACGCGGAUCCCAACUCGAACCUGGUCGAGAACCGCACGACCAUUCCAACGCUGCAACAUACUAUCAAGAAGGGCGAGUCGGUCUGGUAUGUUACGGCCAUUUAUGCGAAGCCAAGUGGGCCCAAGGAGGCAUUCCUCGACGGGUGGGAGAAGCCUCCUGCUAUCCCCUCAUGGCUUGAGGCGGAGAUGAAAGCAUGA